This is a messenger RNA of Paralichthys olivaceus (Japanese flounder), 2015 nucleotides long. The record is from RefSeq and is a predicted model, not a curated record. NCBI's taxonomy places the organism in Eukaryota, Metazoa, Chordata, Actinopteri, Pleuronectiformes, Paralichthyidae.
AUGAGGUGUUUGACCCGGCCCCAGCCCCCCCCCCAUACAUGCCCCCGCAGCCAUCCAUUGAGGAGGCCCGGCAACAGAUGCACUCUCUUUUGGAUGACGCCUUCGCUCUGGUCUCACCGUCCUCGCAGAGCAGUGCCGGGGUGAGCGGGUUAAGCCCUGCCCUGCCCAGUGCCUCCCCUCAGGCCCGUCCCCCAGGCAGACAGUGGGGUUCUUACCCAGCAGCUCCCUCUCACAGCCCUUUCUCUGCAAGAUAUGCUGAGUUAGGAAUGUCUCCUACAUCAGUCCAGGGCCUCCUGCAGAGGCAGGGCCUGAGCUCAGGAGGGUAUGUUUCCACUGGCGAUCAGCUGCAGGAGUCAGUUUACUCCAACAGGGGGCAGUAUGAGGAACCCCCCUCCUCCUCCAGACCACGGCCUGUUGGGGGCAGCACAGGAGCACAGCUCCACCACCUGACACAGGUGGGUUUGUCCAGUCAGAUCGGUGCUUACCCUGGGGUAGGUCGCAGCAUGUCUGGUCCCACUGGCUCAAGCUGGAACCAGCAGCAUUCAGACCAAGAACUAUCAAGACCAGGAGACAGCAGAGAGAGCGUGCUGUCGUUUCCUGAGUUCUCCUCUUCCUCUGUUUUCCAGAUGCCUGGCUCCUCAUUGCGUGACCCAUCGGCACCACCUCUCCUCCUGACCUCACCGACUCCAGAAUAUCCACCAGAGGAUGCCUCGCCCUCCGCCCACACCUCCGCCUCACUUAUCAAGGCUAUCAGAGAGGAGCUGCGUCGUCUGGCCCAGAAGCAGGCAGUGACCAGUUACCCAUAGACUUAUGUGGACUGGUUUGGAUCAGGACUCUGCUGGUCCCAAUAGUUAUCAUUUUGAACCACUAUGGCGUGAAUGGACUGGAUUAAAACUAAUGAUCCACACUUUGGACUCUCUUGAGCAGAUUUACGUCUCAGUAGCUAAACCCAAAUUAUCCACAUCUCCUGUUUCCUGACUGAAAGACCUCUGGUACUUUACAGGGUUCCAUCUGUCUGUUUGUCGGUCAUUCUUCAACUCUGUGUUUCAUUGGACAGGAGUUUGACUCUUCACAUUCCCACUGAAGUGCUUCCUGGACUGGAUUGUCCCAUAUGUCCCAUAUGUCUUAGACCUGAUUUAGAAUCUGAAUUUAUAGAGGGGGUUGUCACACUUGACCUUUUGGUGCUGAUCAUCCCUCAUGGAGGUCUGGAGUACAUUGUACCUCCUGGAUGGAUGGCAUAGCUGUUCCACUUUAGGCUGUCCUGAUCACCCACAGUGGAUGAUCUCUAUUUACCAUCUUUACUGGUUUGUCCCAUCUGAUCCUAUGGCAUGGAUUUGUUCAUUCUGGAGUUCUAGAGUGGAAAUUAAUUCCUGAACUCUUUGUUUUAAUGGUUCAUCCUAAUCUUCUCAUGUGGAUCAUUCAUUUUUAACUUCAGGAACAGAUUGUUCAUCCAAGAUUUCUCAUUUGGACAGUCCAGUCCAGUGGAUUGUUCUUCUGGAGUUGUUUAGUGGAAAUUAUUUCUUAAACUCCUGCAGCUGAUUUCCCCCCCUGACUUUAUGGAGCAGAUUGUCCCUCCUGAAAAUCUGCAGUGGAUGCUCCUACCUGAAAAAGCUAGAGUCGAUGGUCCAUCCCAACCUUCUCAUGUAGAUCAUUCCCUCUGAACUUCUGGAACAGAUAGUCCCUCUAGGAUUGGGACAAUCCCUUCUGACCCUCUGGAGUGAAUGGUCCUUUCUUGACGUCUCGAUCUGGACCAUUGCUUCUGGAGUUUUGAAGUGGAUUAUCCCUCUGGAUGUUCUGUGGUGCUAACCAUCAGCCUCAUACCAUCAUUUCAUUAACCACUUAUUGCCUUCCACACUUCCAUCAGCCAUGGGAAUCAGGUCUCUUUUCAUAAAGCAUAUUGAUGAGGCCUUUGCACUGUCGACAGCAGGAGGUGGCGUAAAGUAGUUCCAACAUAGGGGCAAAAAAACAGGAAAAGUAUAUAUAUAAAUAUCUAUGAGAAUGAAUACAAAUAUAUG